Vidua macroura (Pin-tailed whydah) is the source of this 2677-nucleotide messenger RNA. It is a transcript of the gene COG8, whose product is annotated as component of oligomeric golgi complex 8. The record is from RefSeq and is a predicted model, not a curated record. Gene Ontology annotation, biological process: intra-Golgi vesicle-mediated transport. The coding region runs from base 1 to 2601 and encodes 866 amino acids. Gene Ontology annotation, molecular function: peptide deformylase activity. NCBI's taxonomy places the organism in Eukaryota, Metazoa, Chordata, Aves, Passeriformes, Viduidae. The transcript has 6 exons. Gene Ontology annotation, cellular component: COG complex.
AUGGCGGCGGCGGCGGCGGCGGAGGAGGCGCGGCUGCUGGCCUGGCUGCGCGGCCCGGCGGCGCCCGGCGGCCCCGAGCUCGCCGCUUACGUGUCGGAGCUGGCGGCGCUGGGGCUGGCGGAGCUGGGCCGGGAGCCGGCGCGGUUGGCGGCGGAGCGGGCGCGGGUCGGGGCCGAGACGCGCCGCCUCGCCUUCGAGCACUACCGAGCCUUCAUCCGCUCCGCCGAGUGCACCGGCCGCGCCGGCCGCGGCUUCGGCGGCAUCGAGAGCCGCCUCGGCAGCCUGCUGGAGCGGCUGCCCGCGCUGCAGGACGCCUGCCGGAGCUUCAUGCGCGAUGCCGAGGCCAUCGCCUGCAGCCGGCGCAUGAACAGCCUGACCCUGAACCGGCACACGGAGAUCCUGGAGAUCCUGGAGAUCCCGCAGCUCAUGGACACCUGCGUCCGGAACGGCUACUACGAGGAGGCCCUGGAGCUCACGGCCUACGUGCGCAGGCUGGAGAGGAAGCACAGCAGCAUCCCCGUUAUCCAGGGCAUCGUGGAGGAGGUGCGCCAGUCCGCCCAGCUGAUGCUGAGCCAGCUCAUCCAGCAGCUGCGCACCAACAUCCCGCUGCCCGCCUGCCUGCGCGUCAUCGGCUUCCUGCGCCGCAUGGACGUGCUCACCGAGGCCGAGCUGCGCGUCAAGUUCCUGCAGGCGCGGGACGCCUGGCUGCGCUCCAUCCUGGCCUCCGUCCCCGACCGCGACCCCUACGUGCACAUCACCAAGACCAUCGAGGCCUGCCGGGUGCACCUGUUCGACGUCGUCACCCAGUACCGCGCCAUCUUCUCCGACGAGGAGCCGCUGGCGCCGGCCGAGGGCGCGGCGCCCGGCGAGGGGGCCAUCUUCCACAGCUGGGUGCUGCAGAAGGUCGCCGAGUUCCUGCGCGCGCUGCGGCGCGACCUGGACCGCGGCGUGGGCGGCCGGCUGGACUCGCUGCUGGGGCAGUGCAUGUACUUCGGGCUGUCCUUCAGCAGGGUGGGCGUGGAUUUCCGCGGGCAGCUGGCCCCCCUCUUCCAGCGCGUGGCUGCCGACGCCUUCGGGAAGGCGGUGGAGGAGGCGGUGGAGAAAUUCCGGGAGGAGAUGAAUUCCUACACGCUGAUCUCGGCUCCGGCCGUGCUGGGGGGCACUGCAGGAGUGCCAGUGCCCACAGCCCAGCCUGGGACGCUGCAGCCCCCCAUGGCGCUGCUGGACUUCCCACCCCUUGCCUGCUUCCUCAAUGGGCUCCUCGUUGCCUUCAAUGACCUGCGGCUCUGCUGCCCCAUCGCCCUGGCACAGGACGUCACCGCCCGCCUGGACGGUGCCCUCGGUGAGGUGACCAAAACCAUCCUGGCCUUCCACCGUGCUGAGGAGGCGGCUUUCAGCGGGCGGGAGCAGGAGCUCUUUACCCAGUUUUGCACAGCUUUCCUGGAGGACCUGCUGCCCUACCUGAACCGCUGCCUCCAGGUGCUUUUCCCUCCAGCACAGAUUGCACAGGCACUGGGUGUCCCCCCCACGCAGCUGCAGCGUUUCGGCCGCCUGGGCCGCAUCGACGUGGCCGCGCUCAGGGAGCCGCUGGCUUUCCUCCUUCCGCCGGCACCGGGCGAGGAGGAGCCGCUCCCGGAGACCGCCCCGGACGCGGAGGCGGAACACGCGGCCGUGCCCACCGAGCCCCCGGGGAGCCCCGCCGGGGACGCCGCGGUGCCGGCUGGGCCGGUGGCCACGGGGCGGUGCGCCAUGGCGGCGGCGGCGGCGGGACGGGCCCUGCCGGGGCUCCCGCUGCUCCCGGCCCGCGCCUGCGGGCACGCGGCGGGCUGGGACCGGCGGGAGCGCUCCUACUGGCGGGCGCUGCGGCGCCGGGUGCUGGGCCCGCCCGUGCCGCCGUUCGCCGCUCCGGUGCAGGUGGGAGCCCCGGUGCUGCGCGGCGCCGCCGCCGCCGUGUCCCCGGAGCAGCUGGGCGGCCCCGAGCUGCGGCGGCUGGCGGCGGCGCUGGCGGCCGGGCUGCGGGACCGGCCGUGCCUGGGGCUGAGCGCUCCGCAGCUCGGGGUGCCGCUGAGGGUUUUCGCCGCGGAGCUGCCGCCCGCCCGCUGCGCCCGGUACCCGCCGGCGCUGCGCCAAGCGCACCGCAUCGAGCCCUUCCCGCUCCGCGUCCUCGUCAACCCCGCGCUCCGCGUCCUCGACACCCGCCUCGUCACCGGCCCCGAGGGCUGCGCCAGCAUCCACGGCUUCUCCGCCUACGUCCCGCGGCACUGGGCCGUCCAUGUCUCCGGUACGGACCGACCCGCCCCGUCCCGGGUGGGACCCUGCACCUUGCCCCUCCCUCGCACGGUCCCCUUCUCUUAUACGGGUCCUGCAGUCUCUCCCGGUUCCCCCACUCUCACACGGGUCCCCUUUAAUCACCCCCACCCACCCACCGCUACCCCGGGUGCAGGCGUGGACGAGCUCGGGGUGCCGGUGAGCUGGGAGGCGUCGGGCUGGGCCGCCCGGAUCAUCCAGCACGAGAUGGACCACCUGGAUGGGAUCCUCUACAUCGACCGCAUGGACCCCCGCACCUUCACCAACGUGGGCUGGAUGGAGCUGCUGGACUGACCCUGCUGAAAGAACCAGCGCAGCUCUGGGGGCUCCCACUCAGCUUUAUUGCAGCCAAUACAGACCUGUGGCCUCA